UAACCUGGAAUGUGUUGGGGGGCGGGUAGCCUAGUGGCGUAUCGCUAGUUUCGAGUUUCACGGGGCGUUCCUCGUCAAUCCGACAUAAUUUGUUCUCACAUACAGUCAUACGGUUCAACGGUCUUUAACUAAGCUCGCAGAAUGUUUGCUCGAAUGAAAUUCAUCAACAUUUUCAUAACAAAUUUGGCCUUUUUUAUUUUAAUUAUUCGUUGUGAUGGUUGGGAACUUGCAACCGCAUGCAAGGAUAUUUCGGGACAAUCGCCUGAGCUUCGGCUCAAGUCGCACUUGUUUUGCGAUUAUGCCCCAGACGUGCAGCCUAUUACCAAGCAAAGGAACAGUACUCUUGUUGGUAUUGCGAUAAUGCCAAAAUUUAUCGAAUACGAUGACCUAACGGAUACUCUUGACGUGCACUGUUGGGUAGCAAUGAAUUGGACCGAUCCUCAUUUGACAUGGGAUCCGUCGUCAUUCGAUGGGAUAAGUAACUUGCAUGUGCCAAGUUUCAAUAUCUGGAUACCCGACAUCACCGUGCACAAUGGGGGUGACGUAGACGAAGACAGUUCGUUGCCGACCACCGGUUGCGGAUUGAGCAGUGAUGGAACUGUGUUGUGCUUACCUCCAGUCAAAUACUCAGCUCAUUGUGAUUCCGAUUACACCAAUUACCCUUAUGACGUUCAAAAUUGUACCAUAGAAGUAGGCUCUUGGUCUUACACGAUGGACGAAAUUACUAUAGAACCGCAGCCCGAUUUUAUAUACAGUGAUUUCACACCAAAUCAAGACUGGAGAGUUUUAGACAUGACUAUACAGUCGGUAACUACGGAUUACAAGAUGAAUGAUACUUUUGCUGCCAGUAUGUUCAAGAUGAAUUUUGUUAUAGAGAGACGAGAAGCUGGUGUGGAUAUAGUUUACAUCAUUCCGGCUGUUGUUUUAAUGAUUAUGACAUUAAUUGUGCUAUGGUUGGAUUGUCAUUCUGAGGAACGUAUGAUAGUUGCAUGCAUAGGCUUCCUAUGCCAUUUACUUUGCAUUCAAGAUCUAUACGUUCGCAUUCCAUAUAACGGAGGAGUUCUACCAACUCUUUUAAAAUUUUAUGAAACUUCAUUUCUCUUGGUGGCAUUCACUUUGGUAUUGACAGUCUUAUUGCGGGAAUUACGAACCUUCACCACGCCUGCUCCGAAAUGGCUGAGCUCGAGUACAUCGUUUUUGCUUCAAAGUAAGGUUGGACAGCUUCUGCUUUUGAGUAUUCUCGAUCCAAAAGCAUCAGCUUUUCUGGAGGUAUCGGCCGAUGACAAUGCUGAUUUAGUAAAUACCAAAAAAAAUGAUGCUACUUGGAACUACGUUACACUACUACUUGGAUGGUUUGCCUUCAUUUCCACUUUCUUUACCUACCUUAUAAUGCUGGCACUUUAUUUGCCUCGUAAGGAUACUAGUUGUUACUUUUGUGUUGUAUAAGAAAUUAUUUAAUUUAUGGAAAA
Molecule: messenger RNA, 1469 nt
Organism: Phymastichus coffea
Lineage: Eukaryota; Metazoa; Arthropoda; Insecta; Hymenoptera; Eulophidae
Gene: nAChRb2
Product: 5-hydroxytryptamine receptor 3A-like
Exons: 7
Coding region: 142-1446 (434 amino acids)
Biological process (GO): chemical synaptic transmission; regulation of membrane potential; nervous system process
Cellular component (GO): synapse; membrane; neuron projection
Molecular function (GO): neurotransmitter receptor activity; extracellular ligand-gated monoatomic ion channel activity; transmembrane signaling receptor activity
Source: RefSeq, a predicted model, not a curated record